Messenger RNA from Teleopsis dalmanni, 825 nucleotides. RefSeq lists its product as uncharacterized. Gene Ontology annotation, molecular function: nucleic acid binding. Lineage: Eukaryota; Metazoa; Arthropoda; Insecta; Diptera; Diopsidae. The record is from RefSeq and is a predicted model, not a curated record. The transcript has a single exon. The coding region runs from base 1 to 825 and encodes 274 amino acids. Gene Ontology annotation, biological process: DNA integration.
AUGGUUUCAGACAAUGGUACUCAAUUUGUGAGUCACCAAUUUCAACAGUUUUUAGCGGAAAACGGCAUUAGUCAUAUACGAAGCAGUCCGUACUAUCCCAUGUCAAAUGGACAAGCCGAAAGGUUUGUGGAUACUUUAAAACGAGCACUCAAAAAGUUAAAUGGGAAGGGGGUAACUGCUGAAAAUCUUCAAACAUUUCUACAAGUUUACCGAUCAACUCCGAAUAAGCAAAAUGAGGACAGUAAAUCGCCAGCUGAAGUUUUACUAAAAAGAAAUAUCCGUAUUAAACUUGAUUUGAUUAAACCAACGCCAAAUGCCAAGUUUAAAAAGAAGUGCGAUACACAACUCAAAAUGAAAGCGCAAUUUGACAAAAGGCACGGUGCAAAGCCAAAGUUUUACGAAAAACAAGAGUUCGUUUAUGUCAAUAUAUUUAAAAACAAACACUUUGAAUGGACAAAAGGAAAAAUAAUCGAACGCAUAGGUAACGUCAUUUAUAAUGUUCGCUUACAAAAUGGCAAACUUAUUCGUGCACAUGCCAACCAAAUUCGUGACCGUAAAGAUCAAGGAAAUGAGUUAUCUUUAGAAAUAUGUGCUUCCGAAGAUAUCGCCAACGAAAAGUGUUUAGUUGAUGCAUUUGGCCUCUACGAAACAACACCUAAAGAUGUGGUCGAAAUAACUAACAACAACAUGGUUUCGACUCCAGAUCAAUCUUUCAACGAAGUAACCGAGAUUGCAAUCCCUCAAACUGAGAAGCACAAUGAGGCAGUUGUUCCGUAUACCCGACCAAGGCGUACUAGACAUCCUAUUGACCGUUAUAGACCCUAG